Molecule: messenger RNA, 3977 nt
Organism: Microtus ochrogaster (prairie vole)
Lineage: Eukaryota; Metazoa; Chordata; Mammalia; Rodentia; Cricetidae
Product: charged multivesicular body protein 1B2
Biological process (GO): vacuolar transport
Source: RefSeq, a predicted model, not a curated record
UUCCAGAACCGAAACAGGAAGUGGGCUCAAAACCCCAGAAGCCGGGAGCAGCGCCUGCCUCCCUGCGCCCUAGCGACCCGCCACCGGUCCAGUCUCUGUCCCGAGUGCUAGAACCCCAACCCCCUCCGAACCCCGCGAACUUGUGAGAUCAUGUCGAACAUGGAGAAACACUUAUUUAGCUUGAAGUUUGCUGCAAAAGAACUUAAUAGGAAUGCCAAGAAAUGUGAUAAAGAAGAAAAAGCUGAAAAGGCCAAGAUAAAAAAGGCCAUUCAGAAAGGCAAUACAGAAGUUGCAAGAAUUCAUGCUGAAAAUGCAAUCCGUCAGAAAAACCAGGCAAUCAAUUUCUUGAGAAUGAGUGCUAGGGUUGAUGCUGUGGCAGCCAGAGUUCAAACUGCAGUAACAAUGGGCAAGGUGACAAAAUCCAUGGCAGGAGUAGUUAAAUCUAUGGAUGCUACAUUGAGGAGUAUGAACCUUGAAAAGAUUUCUGCCUUAAUGGACAAAUUUGAACAUCAAUUUGAAACAUUGGAUGUUCAAACACAACAAAUGGAAGAUACAAUGAGUAGCACUACAACCCUAACAACACCACAGAACCAAGUGGAUAUGCUGCUUCAGGAAAUGGCAGAUGAAGCUGGCCUUGAUCUCAAUAUGGAGCUCCCACAGGGGCAGACAGGCUCUGUUGGUGCAAGUGUUGCUUCUACGGAGCAGGAUGAACUGUCACAGAGGCUUGCUCGUCUUCGUGAUCAAGUGUAACUUAAAUAACUGGUGCUUCUGUUUCCUCCACGUGUGUCUGAAACAGCCUCUGUGUUUGUAUAUAAAGUUGAACUCUAGUGAGAAAAACAUUAUACAUGCCAGAAUGUUUGAACAUUAUUUAUAUAUGAUGCUUUAUUUUGCCUUGUGUAAUUUGCAGUGCAUUAAGAAAUUUCCAUAUUGGCAGAUUUUAUAAUUUGGAAUAUUAUGUGUAAAGGUGUAAGGGACAUAUUUUUGUAGAUGUCUUUGACAAAGCUAGCAUUAAUUUUCUUUAUAUUAUACGUCUUCCUCAAAUAGUAGAGAAAACAUCUAGCACCUACUAACUAAAGUAAUUUUGUCAGAAUGAAGGCUUUGUUUUUAGGGACUUUUCAGUCAUUGUGAUGAAAUGUGAUUUUGUAAAAAUAAAAACAAGGAAAGCAUGUUUAUUUAAUAUGUUUACAUAGCCCCAAGCAUCACAAAUAGGCUGUAUCAUUUUCUAUAGGACUUUUAAAAAUUAUUUUAUUUUGUAUGUGAUUGUUUUGCCUGCAUGUAUAACUGUAAUACUUGUGUGCCUGGUGCCCACAGAGCCAGAAGAGGACAUUGAAUCCCCUGGAACUGGAGUUAUAGACAGUUGUGAGCCAACAUGUGGAAGCUGGGAACUAAACCCAGCCCUUCCAGAAGAAUAGCCAGUGCUCUUAACUCUUGGGCCAUAUACCCAGCCCAUUUUGUUUAGUUUUGUUGUAGGGUUGUUUUUAAAGUCAGCGUGGGAAUAUGUAAUGCAGAGUAGUCUCAGACUCAGUGAUCCUUCAGCCUUGGUCUCUUGGUGUAUGCUAUCACACCCAGCUCAUUUGCUAUGAUUCAUGGGUUUUUCACUAUGUGCUUUAGUUAUUUUUCUAUUUCUUUGAUAAAAUACCAUCUCCCAAAAAUGACUUACGGAAGCAAGGAGUUAUUUUACUUUAUGAUUCCAGAGGGAUGAGGGUUCAUCAUAGAGGGGAGGCAUGGCAGCAGGAACAGGACGCUGAGCUGUCACAUCUUCACUGGUAAAUACAAAGCAGAGCAAACAGACUGGAAAUGGGACAGGGCUAUAAGCUCUCAAAACCCACCCCAGUGCCAUAUUUUGUUCAGCAAAUCCUCACAUUAGCAUAACUUCCCCAAACCUCACCACUAACUGAGAAACAAGUAUUCAGAUGCAUGGACCUGUGGACAAGAUUUCUCAUUCACACCACCACAAUCCUCACCCUGGCUCCCAUAGGCCUGUGGCCAUAUCAUAAUGUUAAGUAUGUUUAUUUCAACUUUAAAGGUGACCAUAGUCUUUCUCAAUAUGAACACCAUUUCAAAUUUCAAAGUCCAACAUCUCUUGUGAGACUCAAGGCAAUCCCUUAACUGUAGCCACCUAUAAAUCUAAAAGCAAUUAGCCGACUUCUAACAUUCAAUGGCACAAAAUAAACAUCAUUUUAAAGGGGAGGAAUGAGAGCAUAGUGAGGAAGUACUGGACUGCAGAAAGACUGAAACUUAGCAGGGCAAACAAGCAAAACCUGUAGCUCCAUGUCUGAUGUCUAGAUCUAUAGGAAGUUAAGGCUUACCAGGCUAAAAGGAGCCAACCUGGAGUCUGCCUGGUGCUGUCAGAGGUCCUGAUCAUGCCUGGCCAAUGAGGGGCGGCCCUGCAUUGUCAAUGGAUCGGAAUGCCUGGGUGCUAGGAGGGUAUAUAAGGUUCUCCCCAUUGCUAAAUAAACAAGUCUGCUGUGUCCCUUUCACCGGACUCCUUGAGUCUGUGUUGUUGACAUCCAGCCAUCUUGCCGUCUCCCCUGAGGAAGACAUUAGGGCUCAGCUACAUGGGACUUUACUUUCAAAGACAUAGAUGGCUUAACCUCCGAGCUGUGCUGCGUACAACAACAGAGUGCUCUCUAGUUCCAAUUUCUGUAUUAGUUACUUUUCCCGUUCUGUGAUUAAGCACCAUGGCCAGCAGCAAUUUAUAAAGAGUUUCUUUUGGCUUACCAUUCCAGAGAGAUAAGAAAGAGUCCAUCAAGGCAGGGGGAGGCUUGGAAGCAAGAGCAGGAAGCUGAGAGAUCACAUCUUGCAUGACAAACAUGAAGCACACCCAGCAAAAUGAAAGUGGGACUAGGCUAUACACUCCCAAUGCCUGUCCCUGGUGACGUAAUUCCUCCAGCAAAGUUGUACAGUGACCUGUACCAUAACCUUUCCAAACAGCAUCACCAACUGGUGAUCAUAGUUUCAAAUAUGGGGGACCUUUCUCAUUCAAACCACCACAUUAUGUAAGGAGAAACACGGUCAAUAUUUACUUUGUUUUUGUCAGCUGUUAAGUUUAAAUGAUUACAGUUUUAUCCACCAGUAGUUUAAGUCAUCAUCCACCAAUGAUGACUAUUGGUUAAACUGUUGUUUUUUUUUUUUGAGACAAGGUUUUUCCAUAGCUUUUGGAGCCUGUUGUGGAACUAGCUCUUUAGACCAGGAUAGCCUAGAACUCACAAAGAUCCGCCUGCCUCUGCCUCCCAAGUGCUGGGAUUAAAGGCAUGUGCUACCACCACCUGGCUAUUCAUUCAAGUUUUAAGACUUUUUCAUUGACAAUUUGUUACAUUACUAGGAAAAUUCUGCAAAACUAAUCUGAAGAAAUGAAGGCAUGUUCCUUUUUAACUUUCCUGUUUGCAACAUAUUAUUGUUACAGUCCCCAAAAAGCUCUUUUUUUCUGGAAAUUCCUAGGUGAUUGGCCAUGCCAAGGUGAAGUUGAAUGUCUCCUUAGCCGCCAGCUAUCAGAAACUCAUGGAAGUAGACAGUGACCAUGAACAUUGUACUUUUUCUGAGAAGUACUUGGCCACAGAUGUUGCUGCUGAUGCUCUGGGUGAAGAAGAGUGGAAAGGAUAUGUAGUCUGGAUCUGUGAUGAGAUGAACAAACAAGGUUUUCCAAUGAAGCAAGGCAUCUUGACCUUUGCCAGAGUGCACCUGCUGUUGAGUAAAGGUUAUUCUUGUUGUAGCGAGGACGAAUUAGAGAAAAAAAGCACAAAUCUGUUUAGGGAUGCAUUAUACGUUGUUGUGGGAUAUUUUGAUCACACUCUUUACACUCCUGGGACUGACUAUAACGUUUACCUUGAAUUGGAGGGCAGAUCUAGCUGCUAGAUCUCCAUAGAGAUUUUUGGAGGAAAGAGGACAUAUGGAGAGACACAGGAAGUAGUAGGGAGAGGCUUAGAUUCAAAGAUCCUUUUGGAUUGAGGAAAGAGAGAGGGGAAGUCACUGGUCAC